Messenger RNA from Orbicella faveolata, 2190 nucleotides. RefSeq names its product putative mediator of RNA polymerase II transcription subunit 12. The record is from RefSeq and is a predicted model, not a curated record. NCBI's taxonomy places the organism in Eukaryota, Metazoa, Cnidaria, Anthozoa, Scleractinia, Merulinidae.
GCUUGUAACGUGACGGAAAAUGAAUCCGUACGCGUAUCAACAAGCACAAUUACAACAACAGCAGCAGCAACAACAACAGCAGUAUCAAUACCAAGCCCACUACCCGCAACAACAGCCGUAUUACUACAUUCAACAACAACCUUCCACUCAACCGCAAACGGCUUACCAGACUCCUCAGCAGUAUGCUCAAUACGGAACAAUAGGCUAUCAAAAUCACCAAACACCUGCCAAUACAGGACAAUAUUCUUUACAAGGAUAUCCACAAGUCGCUGGAGCACAGUAUGUGGCGACAAGCCUCACAGGACAAACCUUUUACGCGACGGCCGCUCAACCCAGCCAAGCCGUCCACGAACAAGCAGCAGUCCAACCUCAGAACCAACAGGCUGUCAGCGACGAACAACCACCGCCAUUACCGCCGGAGCAAUCCGAUUCUUCUGCUGCUGCUGCCCCUCCUCCCUUACCUCCUGAACCGGCACCCACAUCAACAGUGGUUGAACAACAGAUUUCUGAAUCUCAGAAGCAGUACCAGGAGAAGUAUGCAGCGUGGCAGCAGCAAUAUGCCCAGUGGCAGGCACAGCAUCAAAACCAUCCUGAUCAGAAACAAUAUCAAGAAUGGCAGAAGCAAAUGAGUCAAUGGCAACAACAUAACCAAACCCUGUUAAAGAUGAAAGCAGCAGACGGUCAACAUCAGCAGACAACUGAACAGCAUGCUGUGACAGCUACUGUGACUUCACAGGGUCAAAGACAGGCUAUUAAACAACAACAGCCACAUCAUCCAGGGGAAAGUUUUGUUGCUGCCCAGCAAGGACAACAGCAGUCAUAUGAACAAUAUCAACAACAAUCACAUUACCAACAACAACAACAAUUACCUUACCAACAACAACAGCAACAACAACAACAAUCAUCUUACCAACAACAACAACAACAAUCACCUUACCAACAACAACAACAACAACAACAACAACAACAAUCAUCUUACCAACAACAACAACAACAACAACAAUCAUCUUACCAACAACAACAACAACAACAACUUCUUCAAAACCAGCAGCACCGUCAGCCAUCUCAGUCUCAAUGGUCUCAAAAUACUUCCAUGCAAAAUCAGCAAGGCCUAAAUCAACAGUAUAAUCAGCAACAAAGCCAUAAUUAUCAUAACCAAAACCGACAAUACCAACAGCAACAACACCAACCAUGGAAAUCACAGCAUGAACAACAGCAAAAACCAAACUGGAUGCAACAUCAGAAAGGUGAUGGUGACCAGAACUCUAAGAAUAACAAUCAAGCUUCAUUGCCAACAAACAUUCCUGACUUGAUGCAAAACAAGCCUAUUGGAACUCACAAAGCUACAAUCCAACAAAAUCAGCUUCCAAACUGGAUGGAGUCUGGCAAAACCUCAACAUUGUCAAGCCAACCAGGACAGAACCCUAGGUGGAUGCCACCUGCAAAGGCAGUAUCAAAUCAACAACAGAGAACUGCAGUUAGUGACAGUGGUGCUAAACAACUUCCAAAAUGGUUGCAGGCUAAGCAAGGCUUGUCAAAUCAACAUCAACCAUCUGAAAGGAAUCAACAAGAAGAAAAUAAGAUGCCAAAAUGGUUACAAGAAAAACUUGAAAAAACUGAACAAGAUGUCAAACAAGAAGCUGCAAAGAAAGCUCUUGAGGCUCAAAAGAAACAAGUUCCAAAAUGGCUACAGGAAAAAGUUCCAAAAACUAGUCAAGCUCAAGCUGUCACUUAUGGCCAACAGUCACAAGAAAAGCAAAUUCCAAAGUGGCUUAGUAAAGACAAACCUUCAGUAGAUGGUAGCCAAACAGGAGACCAAGUGAAACAGGGUCACAUACCAAAAUGGCUUCAGUCUAAGACAACAGUUGCUCCAGGUAGUACUGUGACACAAACAUCAUCAGGUACAUGUGGAGAUAGGAUUAUAAUCUGGUUGUUUUAAUUCAAAACAGUCAUAAUACGUAGAGAAACUACAUGUAAGUUUUAAGUUCUGUAGCCUUUUGCAGUUACAAAGAAAGCCAGAGCCAUCACGUUUACACCACAUUGUUAUCUCCAGCUGUUGGGUAUUUAACUUCAGUAAUGUUUCUUUUGCAACUCCCUGAUCUCCAAUGUGACUAAAAAUUGAGUAGUUCGUAUAGUGUGAUCGUCCGGGUGAGUGUAGUUCUGAAAAGAACUGUUGUUGGUGACUGACGU